AUGUCAGAAGCCACUCAAAAUGGACUAACAGUGGGUUUUAUCGUCAUGAUAUUUACUGAUUUGAUUGGAAAUACGUUAGUUAUUCUCACUGUAUUCAAGACUCCGGCAAUGAGAACACCUAUGAAUUACUUGCUAGUAAAUCUAGCCGUUGCUGACAUCACUGUGGCAAUAUUCAUUGCACCAAGGUACAUCUUAAGUCGUUUGUACACCCAUCCGACAGGAGUUACUGGAACAUACGUAUGUAAAUUGCUGACAGGUGAGGUGUUCACCUGGGUGGGUGCCCUGUGUUCAGUCUACACCCUCGUUGCCAUCUCCAUCGAGCGAUACUACGCCGUCAUGAAACCACACAGUAGUAAAGCACGGUUUACAAUGAACAAGUUCAAACUUACUGCUGCAGCAUGCUGGAUCACUACCAUGGUUUGUCUGUACGCAAGGGUUACCUACAAACUUUGGUUCAAACCAAACGACCAGUCCUCUUCCACUCAACAGGGAACUAUCAAAGCACGCAAACACGUGACCAAGAUGGUAUUGACAGUGUCAAUCAUGUUCUGUAUCACGUGGAUGCCAAAUAUAGUCRUAUAUCCAGUGUCUGCGCACAGCGAGACACCGCUGUACGGUGGUAUUCAUAUCAUGUCGAUUGUAUUUGUGACAUUCAACUCAAGCAUCAAUCCCAUAAUAUACAGUUUGCAAUCCAGCAUGUUUAGAAAGAACUUAUGGCGCGUUGCAACGUGUGGGAAACAUCAGAUUCGAGAUCACGACUCGUCGGCGGGAAACAGCACUGCGCGAACMAACGCGUCCACAUCGGGUACUUGGGCUAUCAAGGUCAAGCCUAAACAUACUAACGACAUGRCUUUGGUGGAUUGCUGAAUUAUGACCAUAAAAUCGCCAGAUUAUCAUCAAUUGAAUCGCUAUCAUCAUCAUCAUAUCUGAUCAUAGCAGCAUUUAAGCAGUAUCAAUAGUGUGAUUUUGUAACACAAUAAUUAUUCAAUAAUUGAUAU
Messenger RNA from Exaiptasia diaphana, 998 nucleotides. Its product is annotated as allatostatin-A receptor-like. Lineage: Eukaryota; Metazoa; Cnidaria; Anthozoa; Actiniaria; Aiptasiidae. Gene Ontology annotation, cellular component: membrane. Gene Ontology annotation, biological process: G protein-coupled receptor signaling pathway. The record is from RefSeq and is a predicted model, not a curated record. The transcript is spliced from 3 exons. Bases 1 to 867 code for a protein of 288 amino acids. Gene Ontology annotation, molecular function: G protein-coupled peptide receptor activity.